CUGACAACCGUUCAAAAAAGGCAAAAGAAGCCAAGAGAGCGAAACUCAAACCUGUCGCUGUUUACGGUUUAUAAAUCCCUUUGUAGGAUACCUUGGUGUCAUUGAUAUGUAAAAGUAAGCUGCUUAUCUCGAAUAUAAUUAAUUUGAAGUCCUGUCAUUAAUCUCAUCAGCUACUUAUCAUUACGUAACUUAGCUGUGUGUUAGCAACACUUUGUUAGCCUGAUUGUUAACGAGGCUACCAAUGAGUGCUGUCCGAACAAACCCCAGGACCAAGGCUUUAGUUAGCUGGAGCAAGGAGCACCGAGCCUCAAAAUCCAGCAGUGUGUUGGCGGAUCGGAACCAGGUAGUGGUUGCGGUGGGAGCCUGGGUGGAGGAUGGACAUGACUUCCAGGAGCACCCAUCAGUUCUGGCUUUGAAAACUGAGGCGCUUCAGGCAGAGAAGAGAAGGGAAAAUGAAGAUGGCAUCAGACGAUUUCAAGACACAGUUCGCCGUCGUCUGGCACAGCGAGCACAAGUUUGCAACAAGAGACCGCAGCCUCAUGCACGUUCAGUGGUGACUCCUGGCAGGAGAAUCCCACGUUAUCAUGCCAGGACCACACAUAGAUCUGCUGGUGAGAAGCACGUGUCUGCAGGAAGAGUUUUACAGCAGAGGAUGAACUCUCCAGAGUCCAGUGAAGAAAUGAGGCAGGUCCGACUCAGACUGGCAGCUUGUCGGCUGAUCCAGGAUGAGCAAACUGCGUCAGAGCUUCCUGGAGGCAGAUGGAACAUCUCUCCAAGCAGACAUCAGAGGGCUGAAUGUGGUGAGGUGAGGAUAGAGGAGGAUGGUCUGGGAGAGGAAGAGGAGGAAGACAGAGGUGUUCAUCUACUCAGCAGUCAACAUGAAUGUCCUCUUGUUCAGCAGAAGGUAAGGGGACAUGCAUUGUGGAAUCCUACCAAAUCACAUGCUGAACAUGGUUCUAAGUCCGGCCUUGGAGCUCCACAGGUUCUUUGGCCUCUGACGGAUAAAGACAAAUUGAUAAAACAGCGUCAGUCUCAGUUCCUGAUGCAUCGCCGCCUGGUCAUGAACUUAGAACGAGAGCACGUGAAGGAGAACAAGCAGCACAGGAAACACCUGAGGAGGACAGCAGGGAUCAAAGCGGAGAAAGAGCAGAUUCGUCUGGAGGAAGAGAGGCGGUUAGAAAGAGCUGAGCAGCUUGCAGAGGCCAGACAGAAGCUGCAGGAUCGAGAGCUGCUGAUUCUGGAGCGACUGAAGCUUGAGGAGGACGACAGAGCUGGACAGCUGCAGAGGACCAAAAGAGAAGAAAGGUGGAAAGAAGUUGCCAGGUUUGUAGAGGCUCUGAGAGCUCAGAUGAAGGAGCGACUAUCUCAGGCAAAGGUGGAGCUUCCUCCUCUCUGCUGCUGUGCGUCCUCUUUCUGGGACUCCCAUCCUGACACCUGCGCUAACAACUGUGUCUUCCACAACAAUCCCAAAGCGUAUGUACAGGCACUACAUUCAGCAAUGGGGAGUUUGGAUUUACAGUAAUGGAAGCUGAUGAUCUGCAGUGAGCUGGCCUCUUGGUGUCGAUUUAAAGGAACAGUCCAGCGUUAAAGGAAAUACACUGCAGGUUAUCAAAGUCAUAAUGAUGUUGUCUUUCUGUCUGACCAGGUUACACUCAUUCACUGUUUUUAACUGAAUCCAAAUUCAUGUCAUGUUGUGCUACCAGCAGCUAGAUCUUUCCUUUACAAAAUACUUUGAGACACUUCCCCCUUUCUUAACUUUAUGAUCGACUUAGUUAAAUUAAAACAUCAGGUUGUUUGCAUGUUGAUGUUAGCAUUGUUUUUGAAGAUCUGAUCUAAUUUUGCAGAGCAUUUAUUCUAUUUAUCACUACAAAUGAAUUUGUCUUGGCUAAUUUUGUACAUGUACUGACAUUAGAUUACAUAACCAGAAAAACAUCAGGAGAUUCAGUACUCUUGAUGUACUUUUGAAGUUUGCUGUUUAUUUUAUUGGAUUUAGAAGAACAUGUUGGUCAUGACAACUUUUUUCUGGUUAAAAAACAAUAAAAUCAAUGCUGAAACCUUUUAUCUAUUUAAGUUUGUGUGGCUGUAGGCUUAUAAAUACCUGCUGGUUAUCUUGAAAACUUGCAUAUAACCUGUCAUACAGUAAUGUCCUCCUGCAUAUAACUUUUCUAAGUUAGAACCUUAUAUUUCUGUAUUGUUCUGAAUUCAUUUGCUAUUUGAGUGUAUUUAAAAUACUUGUUGAGAAAUUUAAAAAUGUUCUUGUUUUAAAUCUGUGCUGUCAUACAUAACAGUAAACAUCAAACUUACUUUUUUGUUGUUUACUGAUGUAUAAUAAUGACCAAGCACACUCAUUCCACAAGAAAAUAAUUAUUCCUCUUAUCUACAGAUUUUCCUAAUUCCUUAUGGACUGGUACACGACUCAUGUCAUAGGAAGAGUUGUCACUAUCACUAAUAUCACUCUGUUAUCAUGAAAAAAAGAGCAGUGAUUUAAUUAAUUUGUUUGCAGUAAUAAAAAAGAAAAAAAAAACUA
Melanotaenia boesemani (Boeseman's rainbowfish) is the source of this 2527-nucleotide messenger RNA. It is a transcript of the gene ccdc15, whose product is annotated as coiled-coil domain containing 15. Gene Ontology annotation, cellular component: centrosome. The transcript has 10 exons. Bases 242 to 1522 code for a protein of 426 amino acids. The record is from RefSeq and is a predicted model, not a curated record. Lineage: Eukaryota; Metazoa; Chordata; Actinopteri; Atheriniformes; Melanotaeniidae.